CCUUCCCCGCCGCUGUUCCGUGUCCGCUGCCUGUCUCCGUGCCCCGUCCCCGUGCCCCCCGUUCCCUGCCCGGGUUCCCGCUGUCCCGGGAUGUCGCGGCGGGCGGUGCGGGUGCUGCGGCUGGGCGCGGUGCCGUACGCGGAGGCGCUGCGGGUGCAGGAGCGCUGCGUGGCGGCGGCGCGGGCGGCGCUGGUGGCGGCGCGGCGCGGCGGGCACAUCACCUUCCACGGGCCCGGGCAGCUGCUGGCCUUCCCGGUGCUCGACCUGCGCCGCCGCCGCCUCCCGCUCCGCGCCUACGUGGCCGGGCUGGAGGCGCUGGUGCUGCGGCUGUGCCGCCGCCUGGGGCUGCGCUCGGCCCGCGCCCUGCCGCCGCCCUGCACCGGCGUGUGGAUGGGCGACAGCAAGCUCUGUGCCAUCGGCGUGCACUGCGGGAACCACAUCACGUCGCACGGGCUGGCGCUGAACUGCUGCACCGACCUCUCGUGGUUCGAGCACAUCGUCCCCUGCGGGCUGGAGGGCAAGGGCGUCACCUCGCUCAGCCGCGAGCUGGGCCACCACGUCGCCGUCAGCCACGUCCUCGAGCCCUUCCUCGACUCCUUCCAGGAGGUCUUUGAGUGCACUUUGGUCUCCUCGGAGGAGCCCGGGGAUUAGGAUUGCUGUGCUGCCCUGGCCGGGUGCUUUGGUGCCAGGGCAGCCCUGGGGUCUCUCUUGUGAGACCAGUUCUCGUGCCUUUGCCUGUGGACUGUGAGUGGACCGUGGCACAGGGAUUCAGGCUGCUGCUUCACCAUCCAAACCUGCCCUGGGGCUGUUCUCUCCAGCCCUGUGAGCCUCCAUCCCUCAGCUGAGGCCUCCCUGGGUACCACUGACCAUCCAAACCUGCACUGGUGGUGCUCUGUCCUGCCCUGUGAGCCUCCAUCCCUCAGCUGAGGCCUCCCUGGGUACCAUGUCCCCACGUCAUUUGCUGGGGAAGUACCCAAACAGGUGCUUUUGUGGGGUUUUUUCUGCUUUUGGCCCCACAAAAAUUAAAGAUUUGUGUGAAUGCUCAUGAAUUCACAUGAGCUCACGUGGGUCACCCUUCCCUUGCUGAAAGAGGCAGAUUUUAUGUAUAAAGAGCGUUGCUGGGAA
Molecule: messenger RNA, 1125 nt
Organism: Passer montanus (Eurasian tree sparrow)
Lineage: Eukaryota; Metazoa; Chordata; Aves; Passeriformes; Passeridae
Gene: LIPT2
Product: lipoyl(octanoyl) transferase 2
Exons: 3
Coding region: 91-651 (186 amino acids)
Biological process (GO): protein lipoylation
Cellular component (GO): mitochondrion
Molecular function (GO): lipoyl(octanoyl) transferase activity
Source: RefSeq, a predicted model, not a curated record